Messenger RNA from Cynara cardunculus var. scolymus (artichoke), 2373 nucleotides. Its product is annotated as receptor-like protein 7. Gene Ontology annotation, cellular component: plasma membrane. The transcript has 2 exons. The record is from RefSeq and is a predicted model, not a curated record. NCBI's taxonomy places the organism in Eukaryota, Viridiplantae, Streptophyta, Magnoliopsida, Asterales, Asteraceae. Bases 1 to 2373 code for a protein of 790 amino acids. Gene Ontology annotation, molecular function: protein binding. Gene Ontology annotation, biological process: hormone-mediated signaling pathway.
AUGAAUUGGAACACGAGUAUUGAUUGCUGUAAUUGGGAUGGUGUCACUUGUCACCACUUCACCAAUGACGUCAUCGCUCUCGACCUUAGUUGUGGCAUGCUACGAGGUACCAUCCACUCUAACUCCACCAUCUUCAACCUUCCUCACCUCCAAACACUCAAUCUUGCUUUCAAUAAUCUUAUCAAUUCUCAACUUCCACGUGAGAAUGGAAGGUUUUCUAAUAGUCUCAUACAUCUCAACCUCUCUGAUAGUGGGUUCACAGGCCAAGUUCCUAUGGAUAUUACAAUUCUUCGUAAAUUGGUGUCUCUUGAUCUCUCUUGGAAUGAUUUGAAGUUUGAACCUCAUAUCUUCUACAAUCUCCUACAUAAUUCUAGUAGUUUGGAAGAGCUAUCGCUAAAUGAUGUUAAUAUCUCGUCAAUUUUACCCACUUAUCUUAAUCUCUCUUCUAUGAAAUUACUCCAUCUCUUUAGGACCGGUUUGCUAGGGAAAUUACCCGAUAACAUCUUUAAUCUUUCGUAUCUGGAAGAACUUGACUUGUCAGGUAACGAUGACCUCACUGGUCGAUUUCCCAAAAUCUACACAAACAUUAGCAUCCCUCUCAAGUUGUUAGAUCUCUCAAACACAAAAUUAUCAGGAGAAAUACCCGACUCAAUCGGUCAUCUCAAGUCUUUGAAUUACUUGCUUCUCUUAGGCACCAACUUAUCAGGAGAAAUACUCGAGUCAAUUAGCCAUCUCAAGUCUUUGACUUACUUGGAUCUCUCAUACACCAACUUAUCAGGACAAAUACCCAACUCAAUAAGCAAUCUCAAGUCUUUGGGUGACUUAGAUCUCUCAUACACCAACUUAUCAGGAGAAAUACCCGACUCAAUCGGUCAUCUCAAAUCUUUGACUAGAUUAUAUCUCUCAGUCACCAACUUAUCAGGAGAAAUACCCGAAUCAAUCGGCCAUCUCAAGUCUUUGAUUCGCUUAGAUCUCUCACACACCAACUUAUCAGGGGAAAUACCCGAAUCAAUAGGCUAUCUCAAGUCUUUGAUUCGCUUGGAUCUCUCAUACACCAAUUUAUUAGGAAAAAUACCUGACUCAAUCGGCCAUCUCAAGUCUUUGACUGACUUGUAUCUCUCAGACACCAACUUAUCAGGAGAAAUACCUAACUCAAUCGGCCAUAUGAAGUCUCUGACUCACUUAUAUCUCUCAGACACCAACUUAUCAGGAGAAAUACCCGAGUCAAUCGGCCAUCUUAAGUCUUUAGAAUUCUUGGAUCUCUCAAACACAAAAUUAGCAGGAGAAAUACCUCACUCAAUCGAUGAUCUCAAGUCUUUGUAUUACUUGGAUAUGCAUUCCAACCUAAUUCAGGGGUCAUUCCCUCCAUCAAUUUGCAACAUGAAUAAUCUGUCGUAUUUGGAUAUGUCCGAUAAUAGAUUUGAUGGAGAGAUUCCACAAUGCUUAGGUAAUAACAGUUUGAAUCUUGAGAUGGUAGACUUGGGAAACAAUAAUUUUUAUGGCACCAUUCCAAAUACAUGGGUUGAUUGUGGUGUAUUAGAGGGAUUGAUUUUGAAUGGAAAUUCAUUAGAAGGAGAGGUCCCGAGUGGGUUGUCUAAAUGUGAAUCCUUGAGAGUGCUUGAUUUGGGAAACAACUACUUAAAUGGUACAUUCCCUCACUGGUUAGCUAAUCUUCAACAUCUCCAGGUUCUUGUUCUCAAAUCAAACAAGUUGCAUGGUCCUGUAGAAACCUCUUCAAUCAUUAAACACCCAUUUUCUAGUCUCAAAGUGCUCGACUUAUCUCAAAACAAGUUUGUAGGACAUCUCCCUAGAACAUAUUUUCAAAAUUUUGAUGCGAUGAAGAACGGGGUUAAGAAGAGCAGAGAACUGGAAUAUUUGAACAUUGGCAAGUUCUACUCAAUCACUAUUGCAGUGAAAGGUUCGGAACUUCCAUUUCCAAAAAUUUCAGUUGACUACACAAUUGUUGAUCUAUCUAGUAACAUAUUUGAAGGAGAGAUUCCAGACGUUAUUGGUGGGCUUUACUCUUUGAUAGUACUGAACUUAUCCCACAACAACCUCAAUGAUCGAAUCCAUGAAGCUCUAGGAAAUCUCUUGGAGAUCGAGUCCUUAGACCUAUCAUGUAACCAUCUAGUAGGAGAGAUACCCCAAAGUCUUGCCUUUAUCACAGAUCUUGAAGUCUUAAAUCUGUCGCAAAACCAUCUUGUGGGUCCCAUUCCUGACGGAACACAGUUCAAGACAUUUGAAGCAACCUCAUUCGAAGGGAAUCCGGGACUAUGUGGGUUUCCACUGCCUAGGUGUGAACAUCAGAGUGCCCCACUACUUGAAGUCGAUAGAGAUGAGAAGACUCGAUUUACAUGGAAAGUGAGCACAUAA